CAGGAUUUGAUGACCUUACUCUAAAGCAGGUGUCCACCUCUAAUGUUGUUGUUGUUGUUAUGCCUGUGGAUUUACCAGAAGCUGAAAGGCAUUGUGGGAGAUUUUAGGUCUGCGGGAGAGUGAUCCAGGUGCAUGCUUACAUCUUCCCACACACACACCCAUGGGGGGAGAGAGAGAGAGAGAGCGGCUUUAGAGGGGAUUUGCUCCAAAUAGCCAGUUAUAGUAAAACAAAGACGGACACAAGACAACUGGUUGUUGUGCUGCACACAAGAGCAGUGCAGGCUGGGAAGGGAGCGUGCGUGGGGCUGGGGGAGGAAGGGGAGGGUUGAAGCGAGUAGGCCUUCUGGAAGCAUCGGCUGACGACUCCACAGACACACACACACACACUCGGCGAGGCAGUGGCUGUUGGCUCCGCACCAAGACGUGCGCCCGAGAAGGUUCCGGCCCGCUGGAGGCCGCCCGCAGCAGAAUGGGACACACCUACGUGCCCCUCACGCCCACGGACACGCGCCGCCACGUGGACAAGCGCAGGUCGAGCCGCACGCAGACCUCCACGCCAAACUGUGAGUGGGACAGGACGGUCGUUACUGAUAGACUGGGUGGGAUCUUUCAUUCAGCAUGUAUUUACCACAGAGCGGCUUAACUAACCAGAAACGAGGGUUCACCGUCUUCUAGAAGGUUUGGGAUGGGAGGAAAAUAACGUAACUUCACACACGUCGUCCCAGCUAAUGGAAAAUAAAGCCUCCAAACAGCCACACGGGGUGUUUAGACUCACCGUGGCUGAGUAAAGAGGUUGAAGGAAGGCGGGGCUACGAGGAUCUUCGUCGACCAAUCAGAAUGAUGCAGGUCUAAUCAGCCAGUUAACUGAAAACACCUGUGUGGGAGGUCGGAGCCAAACCUCUCCAAGGAUCACGUGAGUGUUUGAACUAAAGCGUUGGGAGGAGGAGGAGGUUUCGACCAAUCACAAGGGGUCACUUGCUGCAGCUUGAGUCAACUGAAAGAAAAUGGGGGGAAACUGCAGGUGUUAAAAGACCCCCUAUUAAGCUGCGUUUUUAUUUAGUAAAUUGUCUCUUUAAGACUUUUGGAUAGAUUGCCAGGUGCAGCUAUUCACACACACAUUCGCUUUUUAAUAUUUAUAUAUCUUAUAUUUAAUUUUCCCUGAUAUGAUUAAAUACCUGUGAAACUAAUGGGAUUCUCGCCCACCCCCCCUGCUGUACUUCUAAGUGAUACGACCAUACUAUAGAUAAAUAAAGCCAGGAUGACGCGUAGAAAUAAAGGGAUUCUUUGCUCCACUUAGUGAGUUAUUUGCAUGAGUCUUUACUCUCUUCUGAUGGAGUCUCCCAGCUGCUGCAUUUAUACUCCCAGUAUCUUGCAUCCCCCUUUUUUUAUGAUCGCACUUUCUCCUCUUGAGGAUUUCUCUCUGCUCUGCUUUCUUUCCCCCCCCCCUCAUCCACCCAUCUCCCCAACAGACAACCUGAACAAUGCAUUAGGCACCAUCAGAGUGCUCGGGUUGGAACUGAUGACAGACGAACUCAAACCACAUCUGGACACGGUGCUCAUCAACAUUGUGGAGAGGAAAAAGGGUGCUGCCGAGCAGGUGGUGAUCAGCGGCAUCCUGCCGGUCCUGGCCCUGUCUCUGAGGAGCCGGGGGCCUCUCACCGGGCUCACCGCAAAACUGGUGGCUGAACUCGCCAAGGAAUCUGUAGUUCGUAAAGGUUUCGGUGACGCGGGUUUGGUUCCGGCUCUGCUGUCCGUGCUGACCAGUCCGGACCAGGAGGUGAUCCUUCACGCCGCAAGAGCCAUCUCGCUGAUGUCUUAUGAAAGCUCCAAGCUGCAGGAGCUGCUGCUGCGUCGAGGUGCGGUGCCUCGUAUCGUCAACGCCCUGCUCCGCUUCCCUGGCCAGGAAGCCCUGGAGGAGGUGUGCCUGCAGGCCCUGUGUAACCUCAGCGGCAUGGGGGUGUCCGAGGAGGCCGGCCUGGUCUGGGAGAGGGCCGCCGCGUCCGUGAGGCCGGGGGAGUGGGUGUUUCACGGCGUGUCGCCGCACACCUGCGGGUUGGCCUCCUCCGUGACCCUGGUGCGCGUGUCCCAGUGGGCGCCGGGUCAGUGCGCGGUCGACGUGGAGGUCUUCCAGCGCCGCUCCUCCUCUUCCUGGGGCCUCGGCGGGGACAAGCGGCCGGCUCGCUGGUCCCCGUUCCUCGGCUUGGGAAGCUGCUCGAGUCUGUACAAGGUGUUGAGGUUCUCGAAGGGGAGCAGGCCAGGAUGCAGAAGUCUGAAGACUCGCGUGUUCCACACUUUCCUCUGACAGCUUCAGUUACUGAAGUCUCACCCAACUGGUGCAUCCAACUCUCUGAUGGGUCCACUGGGACCGCCCCCAUUCCUCGGCCAAUCACUGAUCCCCACCAGGGGAGCGUUUUACACACCAGACACCUGGACACAUUCCUCCAAAUGUCUCUUUUCUGCUUUGUUUGUUUGAGUUGUAUUUUAACUAGGGCCGGGACUUUAGCGCGUUAAUUACUAUUAAUUAAUAAUAAUGUGAAUUAAGAUUAAUUAAUUACACAAAAAAUAACACAUUAAACAUUUUUUACGCAUUUUUACACUUAUUUUUUGCACCGCGGAACGUUUGUCACUGGAUGAGUUUCGGAGGACCGAUUAUACUGGAGCACCAACUAGCGUUCAUGACUUCAGACAACAACAAACCACAGUGAACAUGAACGAAGAAGCUGACGAGACCGUGUCGGUUGGCCCCGUGAAUGGGAAAUCUUAUUAUAAUAAACACACGGAUGGAAGCGUCGAUAAGAGUACCACCUCAACUCAAAACAAUUAGCAGCUAGCGUGGACGUUAGCCCGACCCGAGUACAAGGACCCACACCCAACCCACACUGCACCAGAUGACUGGUUUAAGGACCAGGGUAACUAAGUCCACGUCUGAAAAAAUAACCAAUGUUCGGAAUGUACUUGAAAGUAUUGGUCUACUUAAAAAAACCUAGUUUACAGAAGGUCUACUUACCUUAUUUCUGAAAGUACUAUAUUUCUAAAUAUGCUAUUUCUACACUUGUCUGCUGGAAUUGGUUGAACAAAAAUAAAAAUCCAUGUGAAAAAAAUUACUUUUCACUGUUCUCAGGUCAAAUAUUUAUGCAAUUAAAAUGUGAUUAAUUUUGAUUAAUUAAUUACAAAGCCUCUAAUUAGAUUAAUAUUUUUAAUCGAAUCCCGGCCCUAAUAAUA
Molecule: messenger RNA, 3222 nt
Organism: Pungitius pungitius (ninespine stickleback)
Lineage: Eukaryota; Metazoa; Chordata; Actinopteri; Perciformes; Gasterosteidae
Exons: 4
Coding region: 1310-2302 (330 amino acids)
Biological process (GO): positive regulation of GTPase activity
Cellular component (GO): cytosol
Molecular function (GO): protein binding; guanyl-nucleotide exchange factor activity
Source: RefSeq, a predicted model, not a curated record